Molecule: messenger RNA, 1418 nt
Organism: Paramacrobiotus metropolitanus
Lineage: Eukaryota; Metazoa; Tardigrada; Eutardigrada; Parachela; Macrobiotidae
Exons: 4
Coding region: 258-1325 (355 amino acids)
Source: RefSeq, a predicted model, not a curated record
AUGCGGUUUUAAAAUCACAGUAGCACGCCGUGGUUUCUUUGCGGUUAUUUUAAUCUGAUAACACUUAAAUGCACAAUUUAAGUUACUCAUGUUUCAAUGCACAUUGAGCAAGCCAUAUUGCGUAACAUACUGCUCAACGGAAAAAGAUCAGACGCAUUGCAAUAAACGUAUAAAUAAGCGAAUUCGAGACUUAUUUGCCUAGUUGCAUUCAGCGAAACUAAUACGGCUUCUUGAGGAAAAGCUGGCAAGAAACCGCCAUGUUAUCAGAACGGUCAGGUUCUUUGUUGCUGGCAAUAUGUACUGCCAUACAGCUCUGCAUGGGAUUACUGGCAGCCGGUAUCGCUAUAACUGCAAGUAUCAGUACACAUCACAUUGAGCACGCUCUUUUUGACUACGCUCUUCCGGGAGAAUAUGCCAUCGCCCUGCAGGCCAUAAUCGCCGCAUGCUGGGGAUGCUACAUACUAUGCAGGAGACCGCGACAACUUCACCAUGCAGAAAACUUCUUAACCGCUAACGCCAUUCUGGCUGUUGUUGUCUUGCUGUCCAUUUUUAUGAAGUUCACCGAACUUAUAUCACAUGUACGACGCAUUGCGGACUGGGAAGUGCUCUUUAAAGACGAAGCCGGAAGUCCCGCGUCGGAUUUCUGGCCGUGGUGGAGCGGGGUAUUUAUAAGUGCGGUGAUCAUGGAGAUAACUGCCCUAAGCCAAAUUGCCGGCGCUGUAAUUUACAUCAAACGGCGGGAAUCGGUUGCGGAACACUCCUCCGACCCGUUUAACACGGACGUAAUUGUUCAACUCAAAUGCUGGUCUGCCGGGCAGAUUGCAGCCGGAAUUCUAAUACUUCCCAUUUCCGUAAUCAGCAUUUUAUCCCAUCUGCAUAGAUCAAAAUAUGAUCUGCUGUGGUAUAGUGUGGUUUUGGAAAUCCUACUCGGUGUAUUAGCGAUCGCUGCUGGUGCAAUAGGAACUGCAUUAGCCAGAGGCCCACCACGAACCAAACGCCAAGUAGAUGUCGUAGCAGCAGUGAAUGUUGCAGCGGCGACUCUCGCUACAUUGAUCCUGGCGGUGGCCGUCGGAUCCGGCACUAUCGUCUCUAUUGGUUUCGCAUACGGAAUUCGACUGCAGCAGUUAUGGCACUAUUACACUCCCGCCGGACUAUCGGCGUUAGUGUGCGCUGUAGCGUUUCUAGUGCUGAGCAUCAGGACGGCCAAGAUGACCGUCAGAAUUUCCGGGAGAUUAGCGUUUGUUAGCGAAGAUGAUCUGCAUAUCCGCUUUACAGCUAAACAUGACCUGCUGAGUGUGCUAGCGUUUCCACAAACGGAACUGUAAUUUUAGCUAUUACGGUUUGUACGUUGCUACUUGGUUCGUAAACUGAAAUAACUGAAAAAAACAACUCAGUUUCCAUUUUCAAAGAUUACGUAA